Molecule: messenger RNA, 1010 nt
Organism: Pseudomassariella vexata
Lineage: Eukaryota; Fungi; Ascomycota; Sordariomycetes; Amphisphaeriales; Pseudomassariaceae
Exons: 1
Coding region: 178-714 (178 amino acids)
Source: RefSeq, a predicted model, not a curated record
CCCUGCCCCAUCAAAAUCACAUAGCAACGCAUCUAAUAAAUCCCAAUUUCUCACUGCUAAGGCCUGUUUAUCCAAGUUCACCAUCACCAGCCCAAGAAAUCCCCAACAGAAAACACAAGAAAUAAAAAACAAGCUACAGAAGACAGUACACCGAACAACUCUAGUCUCAAUAUCACUAUGGCCCAGUCUUUCACCACGCCACCUAAUCUGCCUGAUCCGAACCGUGUCAUCACCGACACCAACUCGGACGCCAAGGCUGUCUUUGCCGACAUUCCGGCUCCGCUGACAGUAGUCCGGAACCUAAACGGAUCCCUCGUCCGGCUUGGCUACGUUACAGACCGUCCACCCGUCUCCUACGCCAACAAUAUGGACGUCGCAACAUACGAGCAAUGCCUGCAGAAUCUGCCCCCGCUCGUGCAGCCCGGUGGCGGAGCCGUCGUUUGGUACAUCGACACGCCGCCCAACGGAGCCUCCCCCCUGCACCGCACCGUCAGUCUCGACAUUGUCAUUCCCGUCGAGGGCGAGAUUGAGCUGCAGCUUGACAGCGGCGAAACCCGGCUGCUGAAGCCUGGCGAUCUCGCCAUACAGCGAGCAACUAUGCACGCUUGGCGUAAUCCAAGCACGACCAAGUGGGCACGCAUGAUUGGCAUUAUGUCGGAAAGCGAGCCCGUUGUCGUCGGCAAUCAGACGCUGGGCCCGUCGUUUCCCUCGUGAGCACAUGACACGAGCGUCCAGACAAAGAUGUCGACGAUGACUCGGUACGAGGGUUUCACCAUGCUUACGCGAUGUGCAUGGAACCUUGUGAAGGCUUGGGGGACAUAUGCGCGAGGCUUUCACGUCCAUUUGGCCUCGGACUGGAGGAGAAGACUCACAAUGUCAACAUUUAAAGUUACAUUGAUUCAUUUACUUGUUCAUUCUCUUCCGCAGGUAGCAUCCCCGGUGGCAACAAUCCAAUCCAAUCUUUAAGUGCAUGAAAGCAAUGGGCCCAUGAGCUACCUGUAAAUCCUGCC